Molecule: messenger RNA, 397 nt
Organism: Paraglomus occultum
Lineage: Eukaryota; Fungi; Glomeromycota; Glomeromycetes; Paraglomerales; Paraglomeraceae
Source: the annotation of a GenBank genome assembly
GACAUUAUCGAUGCACAAUCACGAAUGGAACAAUCAUUACAUCUUUAUAUGAAUGACAUAUUCCCGGAUUCGUAUCAUUUUAUCGGAAAUACAAACAUAGCGAUCGGUAAUAGGAUGAGUGGAUGUCCGCCUGCAUGUUGGAAACAUUUCGACUAUAUCAUUAACUGCACGCCUCAAGAAUUUGGUGAAUGUUCGUCUCGAAAGAAUUAUCUGCUACUACCCAUUCCAGAGGGUAAGAAAGGUCAACAUAUUUUAUAUGAUAUGUUACCCGUGGCAAUAGAUUUCUUGAAUGAGCCGUUAAGAGAGAGAAAGAAAAUCCUAAUCCAUUGUAGUCAGGGUGUGGAUAGAAGUGUCGGUAUUGCACUCGGUGUGAUUGUGACGUAUUAUGAUGAUGAAG